AUGACACGUGGAAAACAUCAACAUCUUGCACCGCCAUCGAAAGUGGCUAAAGUAAAUCGUCUUCGCUUCUUUGGUCGUAUAUUAAGGAGACCGGUAGAUCGUCUUGUUCAACGAGUUCUGAGGAGUUCGUCGGGUUCGAGCUGGAAGAAGCCUGGCCGAAAACGGAAGUUCUGGACUGAGGCGGUGAAAGAGGACCUGAGGACACUCGGCGUGGAUAGGCAGUUUAGGCGAGACGUAAGGUUUCGCAGAGUAUGGAAUAGCGACGAAUGGAUUGAUUCUGUGCAAGCUCUCGCAGAAGAUCGAGAAGGUUGGGCAGAGCUGUGUUCAAGGACGGCACACCUCGGCGAAGAUGCGGGUAAUCGCGUCAGGCGAUGA
Molecule: messenger RNA, 375 nt
Organism: Necator americanus (New World hookworm)
Lineage: Eukaryota; Metazoa; Nematoda; Chromadorea; Rhabditida; Ancylostomatidae
Exons: 1
Coding region: 1-375 (124 amino acids)
Source: RefSeq, a predicted model, not a curated record